Messenger RNA from Ceratitis capitata (Mediterranean fruit fly), 2498 nucleotides. Its product is annotated as frizzled-3. Gene Ontology annotation, cellular component: plasma membrane. Gene Ontology annotation, biological process: non-canonical Wnt signaling pathway; canonical Wnt signaling pathway. Lineage: Eukaryota; Metazoa; Arthropoda; Insecta; Diptera; Tephritidae. Gene Ontology annotation, molecular function: Wnt-protein binding; Wnt receptor activity. The coding region runs from base 147 to 2105 and encodes 652 amino acids. The transcript has 2 exons. The record is from RefSeq and is a predicted model, not a curated record.
CAACAAAAGUUGUUUACUUAAAAGUUAAAAAAGUGAUUAAAGUGAGAAAAUCGGUUUUAUACACAAAAAUUGAGUUAGAAAAAGAUAUUUAUAGUGAAGUCGUGGCAACUCAGUAUGAAAAAUUGUUAAUACAUACAUAUGUACAUAUGUAUAAAAAUUUCAAAUCUUCAAAAAAAGAACCUAACCAUUUUUUAAAAAACAAUUUUUUACGUACUUUCCACAAACAACUCGAUAACAAAAUGUGCUCAAAACACAAAAACUUCUAUCGUGUUGGCACCACGUGCAACAAACUCCUCGUCACCCCGCUUAUCUACUGCAUUAUCCUGCAUUUACUAUCAACAACAACGCACGCUGUAUCCUCUAGCGCUACAGCAAAUCAUCUCAUGUCCAGCGGCAGCAUUGUCGGUGACAGUGGUAGUAGUAGCAGCCGGGACAGCAGCAGCGGUGGGGGCAGCAACGUGGGCAUUGCCAAUGCCAACAAUGGAUUACAGUGUCAACGUAUCACAGUGCCAGCAUGUCAGGGUCUGGGCUACAAUAUGACAGCUAUGCCAAAUUUGGCAGGACACAGCAACCAGUUGGAAGCCGAACUGCGGCUGACGAAACUGGUGCCACUCAUCGAAUCGUCUUGCUCAAAUCGCGCACGCUUUCUGCUUUGCUCGUCACUCUUCCCGCUCUGCACACCCGACGUACCACGUCCAGUCACAGCGUGCAAGCAACUCUGCGAGACAGUGAAGAGUGAGUGCGAAACGCAUGCGGAACUCAUGCAAUUAUGGCCCGACUUCCUCAACUGUGACACGUUACCACAGCCGGAGAAACAUGAGCUUUGCAUGCAAAUACCGCAGGACACCGACAAGCAGCAUAUGAGUGUGCAAACGCUCUCGCCCUCGCCCCAGCUGCAGUAUCAACAGCCAACGCAAUUUUAUUGGCCUUGGUCGACUUGGAAAAUGCCACCACAUUUGAGUAAAAACAUUGCGCCCACCGCCAUUUGUCCGCACAACUUUACCGCCGAUCCACUAAACGUCGAUCUAUGCGUGCCGCAAUGCAAUCGUGAUGCCUUCUACUCGACGCAACAGAAGAAAAUCGCAGAGAGUCUUAUACUGGGACUGUCAGCUGUUUGUUUUGUUUUAACGCUCUUCUCGCUGGUCACCUUCUGGGCGGAACCGACACGUUUUGGUUAUCCCGAACGACCAGUGCUUUUCCUCUGCCUCUGCUAUAAUCUCUUCAGUGUUUGCUACCUAGAACGCAUCGUCUUUCACAACUCUACGCGCACGCUGGCCAUGCUCGAAGAUCCGUUGGGUAAAGCAAGCGCGGUCUGCACUAUCUCGCCACCUUGCUUAGCCUCAUAUAUCACCACCAGCUAUUUGAGUUUGUGCGCAGCCAGUUGGUGGCUCAUAUUUGCGCUUUGCUUCUUUCUCUCGUCGCACAAAAAAUGGUCAAGUGAGGCGCUGGAGAAGAAGUCUGGCCUUUUUCAUGUACUCGCCUGGGUGCCACCGUUAGCGCCACCUAUUGCUGCUUUGUUAAUGGAACAAGUACGUCCAAAUGAGUUGACUGGCAUGUGUACGGCUUUCGGUUUUGUAGAGAUUCCCGCCUUGGUCUUACUACUGCUCGGCAUCUUUUUCACUGUACGUGCCUCACACUCACUGGAUGCACUGCAACAACAAAUGAAACCGAUUUUCGGCCACCAACGCUUCUCGCAGAUCCGUAAACGCUUUCUCAUCUACUCUUUGCUAUUCUUCAUGCCAACAGUGGCAGGCGUGAUAAGUUCAUUCUUCGAACGUUACGUGGACACAGUGCCCGCUUGUUCUACGCACGAGGAUUGCGCGCCGCCAGCGCUACGUACAGCUUGGCCUACGCUUAUAAGGAUAUUUUUCCAGUUAACAGGGGGCACCCUCACCGGCAUGUGGGUGUGGUCGCGCAAGACGUGUGAGUCAUACCGCAGUCGCCUGGUCGCCACACCGACCUCCUCGUCGACGACAACAAAAUCGAUCUCAUCGUUGCCGAAGAAGCACUUACAUACGAAUGGCAAGUCGGCGAGCAGUGCCUUAUAUAGCGGUAUUAACUUUCACAAUGUGCCGGUGUACAAUCCGACUCAGGUGCAUGUGUAGCGGUUAUCAGUUGGAGUGGGGGAGGAUAGUGAAGCUGCCGAGCAGCAGAACAAAGUGAGGGCGGGUGUAUAUAACUUGGGUUUAUAUCUUUAAGAAGACUAAGUUAGUUUUAACCCUUUAAGGCUCGAAUGUUAUUUUUAUUUAUAAAAAAAAAUGUUUUUAAGAUCUUUCAUACGCAUGUACAUAGUAUAUGUUGUAGUUGUAAUUGAAAAUAAUUAGUUGUUGUAUAAUCAUGCACACCUUUUAAUGUAAAAUAGUACCAGUACUAGUUGUUUUAGGGCUAGUGCAAAACUGAUUACUUUUGGUCUGGUACUGGUCUAAUGGGCAAAAUUUCAUAAAAUAAAAUAUCAAUAUCAAUUUUCUAUUAUACGAGUAUAUGCUAAAAAUAAUCAA